AUGUCGAUAUUUCUUAUAGCUGCUUUGGCCUAUAUCAUUCUCGCCUACAUAGCUUUGAAAUAUCCUCAUAUUCUUCACCCCAUCAAGCCAGAGCUUAAAAAGCCUUCUAAGAAAUUCACAAAAUGGUUUAUGGUUCACAGAGGUGGAAGUGCAGAAAAACCUGAAAAUACCCUAGAUGCUCAUGUAAAUAGUUAUAAGAAAGGCUGUGACAUUCUCGAGCUUGAUAUCAUCCCAUCCAAAGAUAGCAUCCCUGUAGUAGCUCAUGAUAAUAAUCUUAUGAGACUCGCAGGCAAAAAUCUCAGGAUAACAGACCUUAAUUUCAAUGAAUUGCCAAAUUAUCUCCCUUCAUUUACUCCACACUUUCUUUCUGAAACAAGCACAUUUUCUGAUAAAACUUAUAAAUUCUCAGCUUUGGAAGAAAUUUUCCAAAAUUGUCCUGAUGUUUACAUAAAUAUCGAUGUAAAAAUUGCAACACCUGAAAUGAUAGAGAACUUGAAGAAAUUGAUAGAAAAAUAUAAUCGUGAAGAAUUAACAGUAAAUUAUAUGCAGAUUAUUGGAAGCUCAAAACAUAAAUUGGCUGAAUCACUUCGAAAAGCGAUACCAGGAGCCUAUACAUUCAUGCCAAUGAGAAAAGUUCUUAUAGUGUAUUUGUCUUAUCUGGUUGGGUUAAUAGGAUUUAUAAAGAUCACAGAAGAUUUCAUGGACGUCCCUAUAAUGACUCCUGAGUUCAUAAAUUUAAAAAAACAAGAAAUGGGCAAAUUUCGCGCUUUUUUCUAGUAAAAUCUAACUAGCACUGCGUUCGUCAAGUUUUUUGUGUCAAUUAGCAAGCCAUUAAAUAUUCACUUGAGAAAAAGAGGUAUAAAAGUGUUAUACUGGACUUUGAAUACUGAAGAAGAGUUUGAUUAUGCAUUUAGCGUAAUCUUUAUUUAGAAAGAAUGUGAUGGAGUUAUUACAGACAAGCCAGCCUUGAUUCCACAGUAUUAUGAAAAGCAUGGAUAUCUUGCAGGAUAA
Molecule: messenger RNA, 1011 nt
Organism: Blepharisma stoltei
Lineage: Eukaryota; Ciliophora; Heterotrichea; Heterotrichida; Blepharismidae
Source: the annotation of a GenBank genome assembly